Coccinella septempunctata (seven-spotted ladybird) is the source of this 971-nucleotide messenger RNA. Its product is annotated as mitochondrial fission regulator 1-like. Lineage: Eukaryota; Metazoa; Arthropoda; Insecta; Coleoptera; Coccinellidae. The coding region runs from base 98 to 673 and encodes 191 amino acids. The record is from RefSeq and is a predicted model, not a curated record. The transcript has 5 exons.
UAAUGAAUUCUGCCAUGUACAAAUAUUUUAGUACAUAAUUUCUUUUUAAUUUUCCACUAAUCCCACGAGAUUUGCCAAAUCAAUAAGUUCAGUCAUAAUGAGGAUAGCCUUGUUAUUUUUCCUACUGACCUGGUCGUUUUUUCCUAUAGCUUUCUCAACUUUAUUCUGGCUUGGUUUACAUCGAAAGAGAAGAAGAUGUGGAAAAUGUCGAAAAGUGCAUGAAAUACCCGCUUGUGCCGCUAGGCCGCCGCCAGAGCCACCUACUAUUUAUCUACCUCCACCUCCUCCUCCACCUCCCCCACCACCUCCACCGCAACCAGUUUCACCUCAAGUGAAUAUAGAAAUCAACAAUACCAUAACACACAUAAUCGACGACAGGAAAAACUUUAUGAACGAAAUCAAGGAUUUGUUAAAGGAGCAUUUGAAACAUAGGCCAGUUCCUGUAGAAGUCCACAAAUUCAGCGAACACGAAACCGUUGAAGUAGGAAUUAAAAAGCCUCCUAGUACUCCUCUUCGUGCUCCUUCUCAUUCUCCCAUAGAUUGCAGUGAUCCAUCAAUUAUUAACCUAUUUCCACAAUGCCAAGGAUCAGGUCAAGCUCUUCACUGGAUGAUGAACACUGAAUGUCAAAACACAUUAUUUGCUGCAUGUAACCACGCUCUAAAGAUAGAAUGAUCACCGAUAGCAUUCCAAUGGUAAUCAUACCGAAAUUUUAGGUUGAUCUUAUUUCGAUCUUUAUUUGACCCAGAAUCAUCCUCAACGAUAACGAAAGUUGAAAUUUAGAAAUGAUUUGGUUAAAUUGUUUUUGCAGUACCUACCCAUGUUUUGUCAUACCGUGAUCUCCAGCAGAUCGAUCUGACAGAGUGAAACCUCUUAUAUUCGUUGUGUCAAAAUUUUCUACAUUGAAUCAACCUUUCCGAACAUUUUGUCUGAUUCUGAUACGAAAUCAUGUUUCUGAGAACAAGUAAUUUCG